GCAGCGGGGCAGCGGGGCGGUGGCGAGCGGGUGACGGCGCCGCCUUCGGUCGGGCGUGCGGGCCGGGCAGGUGCGGGCGGUGACAGCGAGGCCCGGAGCAGAGCGACCCUGCAGCGGAUCGGAGGAGGCGGGCAUCAUGACACCCGUGAAGGCCCAGCACUCCUUGGCAGGUCAGCCUUAUGCAGUUCCCCUUAUCCAGCCAGACCUGCGACGUGAGGAGGCAAUCCAGCAAGUGGCAGACGCCCUGCAGCACCUGCAGAACAUCUCUGGAGACAUCUUCAGCAGGAUCUCCCAGCAAGUAGAGCUGAGUCGGUGCCAGCUGCAGGCCAUCAGGGAGAGGGUCUCCUUGGCCCAGGCUAAGAUAGAGAAGAUCAAGGGCAGCAAGAAGGCGAUCAGGGUCUUCUCUAGUGCCAAGUACCCAGCACCAGAGCACCUGCAGGAAUAUGACUCCAUCUUUACCGGUGCCCUCGACCCUGGUCUGCAGAGAAGACCCCUGUACAGGAUCCAGAGCAAGCACCGCCCACUGGACGAGAGGGCCCUGCAGGAGAAGCUGAAAUACUUUCCGGUGUGUGUGAACACCAAGUCGGAGCCUGAGGAGGAAGUGGAAGAGGGACUUGGGGGUCUUCCCAGCAACAUCAGCUCCAUCAGCUCCCUGCUGCUCUUCAACACCACAGAACAUCUGUACAAGAAGUAUGUUUUCCUGGACCCUCUGGCUGGCGCAGUAACAAAAACCCACACAAUGCUGGGCACAGAAGAGGAGAAGUUGUUUGAUGCCCCCCUGUCUAUCAGCAAGUGAGAGCAGCUGGGGCAGCAGACUCCGGAAAACUACUUCUAUGUGCCAGACCUGGGUCAGGUGCCUGAGAUCGAUGUGCCGUCCAACCUACCUGACUUGCCUGGCAUUGCAGAUGACCUCAUGUACAGUGCGGACCUGGGGCCUGGCAUUGCCCCCUCCGCUCCUGUUGUCAUCCCAGAGCUGCCCACCUUCCACACAGAGGUAGCUGAACCUUUCCAGCCAGAGCUAGAGGAUGGUGUGCUGCUGGCAGCGCCACCGCCACCGCCACCUCCCCCACCACCUCCCCCAGGUCCCACAGUGGUGGUCAGUGCCCCCCAACCACCAGUGUUCCCUGAAGUGGCGGCUGCACCUGGCCAGGCUGCCAGGGAAGAAGAUAUUAGCGGCAGCAUGGCCCACUCAGCCUCUGUUCAAGGAGCUCCCAAGGAGGUGGUUGACCCCUCCAGUGGCCGGGCCACCCUACUGGAGUCCAUCCGCCAAGCUGGGGGCAUUGGCAAGGCCAAGCUGCGCAGUGUGAAGGAACGCAAGCUGGAGAAGAAGAAACAGAAGGAACAGGAGCAAGUGAGAGCCACCGGUCAAGGCGGGGACUUGAUGUCAGAUCUCUUUCACAAGCUCGUCAUGAGGCGCAAAGAAUCCCAAAGCUCUGAAGCUAAAGCGGUGAACCCCACCCCAAGAGAAAAAGUGUGA
This is a messenger RNA of Onychomys torridus (southern grasshopper mouse), 1477 nucleotides long. RefSeq names its product WASH complex subunit 1 (gene Washc1). Gene Ontology annotation, cellular component: WASH complex; early endosome; recycling endosome. The transcript is spliced from 11 exons. Gene Ontology annotation, biological process: retrograde transport, endosome to Golgi; Arp2/3 complex-mediated actin nucleation; exocytosis. The record is from RefSeq and is a predicted model, not a curated record. Lineage: Eukaryota; Metazoa; Chordata; Mammalia; Rodentia; Cricetidae. Gene Ontology annotation, molecular function: gamma-tubulin binding; alpha-tubulin binding; actin binding.